Messenger RNA from Leguminivora glycinivorella, 2307 nucleotides. RefSeq names its product integrator complex subunit 11 (gene IntS11). Bases 394 to 2181 code for a protein of 595 amino acids. The transcript has a single exon. Gene Ontology annotation, cellular component: nucleus. NCBI's taxonomy places the organism in Eukaryota, Metazoa, Arthropoda, Insecta, Lepidoptera, Tortricidae. The record is from RefSeq and is a predicted model, not a curated record. Gene Ontology annotation, biological process: snRNA processing.
AUGGCUUGUUAUCUUACUUUAUUUGUGUCAAAUUAUUGCUGUAAAUUCAACUGAAUUGCAUUUAUUGUAAAUGCGUUUGGUAUUCUAAUUGCAUUAUUCUACAGUGUGCAAUUAGUUACAUAUUGUUUUAUAUUGAGAAAAGUGUUGAUCAACCCGUGUCCUUACAUCGAAAACAGUGAUAACAUAAAGUUGUGAUUGAUAAAAAAGAAGAGAUUAUAACCAACUUGAAAGACGAGUAGUUACUUCAUUAUAUCAUCUUUGAGCAUGUGAUCAAUCUUACGAGUUAUUAAUGACUAUCCGCGACCGCUAACCUUUGCUCGCGGUAAUUUGUUUGAAGGUGGACCGCAUUAUUGCGACAUCGCGUAGAAGCAGGGUAAAGUUCGAGUUUACGUGAUGCCCGACAUUAAGAUUACCCCGCUGGGGGCGGGCCAGGAUGUGGGCAGGAGCUGUAUUCUCUUGUCCAUGGGAGGGAAGAACAUUAUGCUCGACUGUGGCAUGCAUAUGGGCUACAACGACGAACGACGCUUUCCGGAUUUCUCUUACAUCGUCCCUGAAGGACCAAUCACGAGCCAGAUCGAUUGUGUCAUAAUCUCGCAUUUCCAUUUGGACCACUGUGGUGCUUUGCCCUACAUGUCCGAGAUGGUAGGCUACACUGGUCCCAUCUAUAUGACUCAUCCCACAAAAGCCAUUGCCCCUAUCCUUCUGGAGGACAUGAGAAAAGUUGCAGUAGAAAGAAAAGGCGAAUCUAACUUCUUCACGUCUCAAAUGAUAAAGGACUGCAUCAAGAAAGUUACUGCGGUAACUCUGCACCAGUCUGUGAUGGUAGACAAUGAUCUAGAGAUAAAGGCAUACUAUGCGGGGCAUGUGUUGGGCGCAGCAAUGUUUUGGAUCAGAGUCGGGUCUCAGUCUGUUGUCUACACCGGUGACUACAAUAUGACUCCGGACAGACAUUUAGGAGCUGCUUGGAUUGACAAGUGCCGACCUGAUUUGCUCAUAUCAGAGUCGACCUAUGCUACUACUAUCAGAGAUUCCAAAAGGUGCCGUGAAAGAGACUUCCUCAAGAAAGUCCAUGAGUGUGUGGAAAAGGGUGGCAAAGUGCUCAUACCUGUUUUUGCUCUUGGUCGUGCCCAGGAACUCUGUAUAUUAUUAGAAACAUACUGGGAGCGGAUGAAUCUUAAGUGCCCAGUCUACUUCGCCCUGGGCCUUACAGAGAAAGCAAACAAUUACUAUAAAAUGUUCAUCACAUGGACAAAUCAGAAGAUCAGGAAGACUUUUGUGCAGAGAAACAUGUUUGAUUUUAAACAUAUCAAACCUUUUGACAAGUCAUACAUAGAUAACCCUGGGGCCAUGGUGGUGUUUGCAACACCGGGUAUGUUACAUGCUGGACUCUCACUAAACAUCUUCAAGAAAUGGGCACCGUAUGAACAAAACAUGGUUAUCAUGCCCGGGUUCUGUGUUCAAGGAACUGUUGGUCAUAAGAUUUUAAAUGGGGCAAAAAAAGUUGAAUUUGAAAAUCGUCAAGUGGUGGAAGUGAAAAUGGCAGUAGAGUACAUGUCUUUCUCUGCUCAUGCUGAUGCUAAAGGUAUCAUGCAGCUGAUUCAAUACUGUGAACCAAAGAAUGUACUGUUAGUGCAUGGUGAAGCUCAGAAAAUGGAGUUUCUGAAGGAUAAAAUUGAAAAAGAGUUCAAGAUUAACUGCUACAUGCCCGCUAAUGGAGAGACUUGCAUGAUUUCUACUCCAACUAAAAUCCCCAUUGAUGUGUCAUUAAGACUUCUGAAAGCUGAAUCAGUCAGAUAUAAUGCCCAGCCACCUGAUCCAAAGAGACGGCGUGUAGUGAAUGGAAUUCUCUGUGUCAAAGACAAUAGACUUUCUCUCAUAGACAUUGAUGAAAUGUGUGAUGAAAUUGGCAUCAACAGGCAUGUCAUCCGCUUCACAAGCACUGUCCGCUUGGAUGACCCGGGUCCAGCCCUGAAGACUGCAGAGAAGUUAAAAGGUUUAUUAACAGAGAAGCUAUCUGGAUGGUCCAUCACUAUAUCAGAUGGCAACAUCUCUGUCGAGUCUGUGCUUAUUAAAGUAGAGGGUGAUGAUGAAACAACAAAAAAUAUUUAUGUCUCAUGGACUAACCAGGAUGAGGAUCUUGGCAGUUACAUAUUAGGAUUGCUGCAGUCUAUGGUACAAUAGUUUUGAGAUUAAGCAUUAAUGAGCAUUUCUUUUUUUUUUUGCCACUUUUAUGAAGUGCGAUAUUUUUGAAAAAAAAAAUGCUAUUUCUACUCAGAAUUCUUCAAUCCAUGCCUUUUCAAUCCUAGU